AUGGAUGUCAUGGGCCAUUUUCUGGUCCUAAGUCCCAACACAUCGCCAGCAGACGAGGCUCCGCGGUCCUGCUCAUCCCCGAGGACGCCGCCGAGCGCGAGAUGGGGUUCCUUCACGAACUGGAACUACAACGGCAUGAAGGAGCGGCUGCGGGGACUGCACGCGCAGAUCCACAAGGCUGCGCUCGUGCGGCACGCCGAGACCGUCACGGGACAGUAA
This is a messenger RNA of Lasiosphaeria miniovina, 219 nucleotides long. RefSeq lists its product as uncharacterized. The record is from RefSeq and is a predicted model, not a curated record. NCBI's taxonomy places the organism in Eukaryota, Fungi, Ascomycota, Sordariomycetes, Sordariales, Lasiosphaeriaceae. The transcript is spliced from 2 exons. The coding region runs from base 1 to 219 and encodes 72 amino acids.